UGCGAACGUGAUCCUGACCGAGAUUUCUUGAUUAUUGUUGUUACGUUUUUUAAAUUUACGAAUUAAUUGUGAUUAUGGUUUAAUUAACUGUUUUAUUUUAUUUGUUUUAUUAAUUGUAGCAUCGUGGAAGUGUACAAGAAUUGGUAUCAUCAAAAAUCAUAUUCAUUAGAUUUAAGGAUUAACAUAAUUUGAAAUCAUGUUCUAUUCGGAUUUUGUACUAUCGAAGAAAGGGCCGUUAGCCAGGAUUUGGCUAGCAGCCCAUUGGGAUAAAAAACUGACCAAAGCUCAAAUUUUUGAAACAAAUAUCGAAUCAUCUAUCGAAAGAAUCUUGAGACCAAAGGUCAAGCUAGCGUUAAGAACGUCUGGACAUUUGAUGUUGGGCGUUGUUCGGAUCUAUUCUAGAAAAACCAAGUAUCUGUUAGCCGAUUGUAAUGAAGCCUUCGUCAAAAUCAAGAUGGCAUUCCGGCCUGGUAUGGUGGAUUUGCCGGAAGAUCACAGGGAAGCAGCCGUUAACGCUGUUACGUUACCGGAAGUGUUCCACGAUUUCGAUUCGGCUAUGCCAGAUCUAAAUGAUGUGGAUAUCGAAGCUCAGUUCACAUUGAAUCAAUCACGAGCUGAUGAAAUUACUAUGCGAGAAGAUUACGGUACCGUAGCUCCCAUAUCGACUGAAGACGGUUUCGGCAAUGAUUUCGAUCCAUCUAUACGUGAAUCGAUGGGUGUUGGAUUUGAACAAUCGUUGCAACAUGAAAGCUUAUUCGGUGAAAGUAUAGGCGACAUGGUUAAGCAUAAGGGAGGUCCGUCUACAUUAGAUGUCGAAGUAGCUUUAGGAGGUGCUGUACCGAUGGACAUAGAUAUUACAAUUUCGCAUAAAGAUGCAUACGACGUAGCUGGAGGUUUAUUCAGCGGAGGUCUCUUCGAAGAUACGCCUAUGCCACCUCCUCCAGUUAUUGAUAAUUCGUUACAGAGUCACGAUGCCUUACACGCUGAUGGAGCGAUACCUUCGACGUCGAAACAUUCACCAUUUGGCUCGCCGAUGAUACAACGAAAUGAUGGACCAGGUCCAUCUUCGUUGCGCAUCAAUGAUGAUGAUGAUUUCGAUGACGAUCGUUUUAUGGCUAGUCCCCCUGGUGGCAGCUCUGACGGAUCUCGACCACCUUCGCCGAUUCCCGCCGCGCAGCCACUAGACGGAGGCGUUCCAGGAGCUGAACUAGAUAAGCCAGCUACUGUCGAUGACCAAUUACUUGGCUCAGCUGAAGGAGCCCAGGCAGUACCUACUUCUAUUGAAUCUCAAAUCGCACAGGAAGCGGAACAAGAUAAAGAAACUGAACAAAAUGAAAAUAAUCAAAACGCCGAACAAACAACUUUACUACAAAACGAAGAAGAAAGUUUUGCUUUAGCUCCGGUCGACGCAUCUGCUUUGAGAGGAUUACCUAAGACUAAAAGAAAACGUAAACUUAUCGUCGACGAAGUUAAAAAUAUAUCGGGAGAAGAAAUGAAAGCACAGCUGAGCGAUACUAGUGAUAUUGUGAUCACUUUGGAUCUCGCUCCGCCUACCAAAAGACUAAUGCACUGGAAAGAAACCGGUGGCGUUGAAAAACUGUUCGCUUUGCCUGGAAAAGGCAUCCCUUCUACUACCUUAUUCAAGAAUUAUCAACGACAUCUGACAUCUCGAGCUGCACCCAACGAUGAACCAGAAGAUCACGCUGUUCCUGAAGCUAAUCAAGAAACCGAUGGAAUGGCACCCCCACUUCAACCGGCUCAAACUAAUCGUCGUGGAAGGAAACGUAAACAACCUGUCACCGAUGAAGAACCAGUUGCUCCAAUCGAUCCGCUCACAGCUCAAGAAAUAAAUAAAAAAUCAAAAAUGUCUCCGGUACCGAACGAAGGUGCUCCUGAUCUCGAUCAAUCAAUCCGUUUACCUACGAUCACCGAAGAAUCACUGAAUGAAGAAAUGCCACCUCCUUCGGUCACAUUACCAGGACAAAUGGAGAACAUGAUCGGAGCUGGUGAAAUACCAGAAGUGCCUCAUCAAAUGCAGGAUCCUAUGUUACCUGCACCUCCAGCGUAUCCCGGAACACCCCAACCGUAUUCCGAUUUACAGUCUCAGUUGCCAGAUAUUCCUCAAUUUCCCGAAACGCCGCAGCAACAGUUGGAUAAUAUAUUACCACCUUUGUCCGUUCCACCGCCCUUAUCUGAGCAUGAUAUCUCAAACGCACCUCUCGAGAAUGAUGCUUCAAUUAAUAAUCACCCGGGAAUGGAGAAUAUGGGAUACGAUGAAAGAGAAGAUUUACAAAAUCAGAUGCAGAAUGCGAAUCUGUUUCCAUUUAAUAACGAUGAUAACGAACAUGCUCCUAUUACUCCUGGUUUGAAUGCUGCUGGUGGAGCUACUCCUUGGCAUGAUAAUGCUGCUGGUGGAGCUACUCCAUGGCAUGAAACCGAUUAUGAUAAUCCUGCUUCGAUCGGUCCAAUGGAAGAACGUGGUGUUGACGAAACAGUCGAACAAUUCGAAGAAAGGUUACUAAACAAACGAGCCGGACAUUUGUACAGUACGAUUAGAAUGAGAAUUUCAACUGGUGUAAACACCUCGUUUAAUGAUUUAAUCGUAGCCAAUCCUAAAAAACAAGUCGCGCAAAAGUUUUACUCUUUAUUGGUUUUGAAAAAACACAGGGUUUUAGAAUUGAUGCAGAACGAACCGUACGGAAAUAUAUUGUUGACCCAAGGACCAAAUUUCGACGAUCCAAAGUUAUGAUAGGUUAGAUUAGUGGUAAAUUAGGAAAAAAAUAUGAUUUUAAGUCAGCCAAACUUUUUUCUUAUCGAUUAUUGUUGUUCUUUUUUUUGAUACAUCUAUCGAAACUUGUAUAGUUUUCUUAUAUUUUAAUACUCAAGCAAGUUAUAGUAAGUUGUUAAUUUUCCAUCGCUGGACGAUUGUGAAAUGUACCAGGAUCUUUGUUGGGUCGCGAGCUCGUCAGUUUUCCUCUUUCAUUUUAAUAAGUUUAAACUUCUGAUACACAUUUCUAUUUUAGUUAGUCAAACAGUCAUUGUUUUUGAUCUAUUUAUAUCGUGUUUCAUUUUCGAUUAAUUUAAUUAAGCGUUGAAACAUGUCACUGUUAUGUAAAUGAUUGUGGAUUUUACCUUCGACUGUAAAUAUAAAUUUUUAAGUUUUAAAUCAUGUUUUGAAUGUUUAUUGAAAUGGUAUCUUUGUUGGAAAUUAGGAAUCGUGAGAAAAUAUAUAAUUAUUAUGAUUUGA
Messenger RNA from Planococcus citri (citrus mealybug), 3247 nucleotides. Its product is annotated as double-strand-break repair protein rad21 homolog. Bases 197 to 2749 code for a protein of 850 amino acids. Gene Ontology annotation, cellular component: cohesin complex. Lineage: Eukaryota; Metazoa; Arthropoda; Insecta; Hemiptera; Pseudococcidae. The record is from RefSeq and is a predicted model, not a curated record. Gene Ontology annotation, biological process: sister chromatid cohesion; replication-born double-strand break repair via sister chromatid exchange. Gene Ontology annotation, molecular function: protein binding; chromatin binding. The transcript has 14 exons.